AUGGUCCCAGAGGCCUGGAGGAGAGGACUGGUAAGAACUGGAAGAGUGCUGGGAGUUCUGCUUCUGCUGGGCGCUUUCAGCAAAGCUUCCACCGUCAUUCACUAUGAGAUCCCGGAGGAAAGAGAGAAGGGCUUCUCCGUGGGGAAUGUGGUCGCGGACCUUAAUUUGGACCUCGACAGCCUGUUGGCCCGCAGGCUCCGGGUGGUGUCCGGGGCCAGCCGGAGGUUCUUUGAGGUGAACUGGGAGACGGGCGAGAUGUUGGUGAGCGACCGCCUGGAUCGGGAAGAGCUGUGCGGGACGCUGCCUUCCUGCACGCUAACUCUGGAGUUGGUGGUGGAGAAGCCGCUGGAGCUGUUCAGUGCCGAGGUGGUGAUCCAGGACAUCAACGACAACAACCCCGCUUUCCCCACGAGGGAGAUGAAAUUGGAGAUUAGCGAGGCCAUGGCGCCUGGGACUCGCUUUCCGCUCGAAAGCGCGCACGAUCCCGACGUGGGCAGUAACUCUCUGCAAACCUAUGAACUGAGCCGAAACGAGUACUUUGCGCUUCGCGUGCAGACGCGGGAGGACGGCACCAAGUACGCGGAACUGGUCCUGGAGCGCGCCCUGGAUCGGGAGCGAGAGCCAAGUCUCCAGCUGGUGCUGACGGCCUUGGAUGGAGGGAGCCCCGCUCGCUCCGCCAGCCUCCCCAUUCUCAUCACAGUGCUGGAUGCCAACGACAAUGCGCCUUCCUUCAAUCAGUCCCUCUACCGGGCGCGGGUCCCGGAGGAUGCGCCCCCCGGUACUCGCGUGGUGCAAGUCCUGGCCACGGAUCUGGAUGAAGGCCCCAACGGUGACAUCAUUUACUCCUUCGGUAGCCACAAUCGUGCCGUCGUCCGGGAGCUGUUUGCUCUAGACAUGGUGACUGGGGUGCUGACAAUCAAGGGUCGCCUGGACUUCGAAGACACAAAACUGCAUGAGAUUUACAUCCAGGCCAAGGACCAAGGGGCCAACCCGGAAGGCGCACACUGCAAAGUGUUGGUGGAGGUGGUGGACGUGAACGACAAUGCCCCAGAGAUCACGGUCACGUCUGUGUACAGCCCUGUCCCCGAGGACGCACCCCUGGGGACCGUGAUUGCUUUGCUCAGCGUGACGGACCUGGAUGCUGGUGAUAACGGGCUGGUGAGUUGCGAGCUUCCGCCAGGGCUUCCCUUCAGCCUGACCUCGACAUUCAAGAAUUACUUCACCCUAAAAACCAGUGCAGGCCUGGACCGCGAGGCGGUGUCUGAGUACAACCUCAGUGUCACAGCACGCGACGCGGGUGUGCCCUCACUAUCCGCGGUGACCGCAGUGCGGGUCCAGGUGUCCGACGUCAACGACAAUCCCCCCCAGUCUUCGCAGUCUUCCUAUGAUGUUUAUGUGGAAGAGAACAACCCUCCGGGGCUUCCGAUCCUCAACCUGAGUGUCUGGGACCCCGAUGCCCCACCGAACGCACGACUGUCCUUCUUCCUCUUGGAGCAGCCUGGAGCAGACAGCGCCCUCGUGGGUCGCUAUUUCACCAUCAACAGGGACACAGGUGUCCUCUCAUCCCUGAUGCCCCUGGACUAUGAGGACCAGCGCGAGUUCGAAUUAACAGCUCACAUCAGCGACGGGGGCAGCCCAGUGCUGGCCACCAAUAUCAGCGUGAACAUAUAUGUCACGGACCGCAAUGACAACGUCCCCCAGGUCCUGUACCCCCGUCUGGGCCACAGUUCCAUGGAGAUGCUGCCUCGGGGAUCCCCAAUGGGCCAUGUGGUCUCACGGGUAGUGGGCUGGGACCCCGACGCGGGGCACAAUGCUUGGCUCUCCUACAGCCUACUGGAUGCCUCCAACCAGAGCCUCUUUGCGGUGGGGCUGCACACGGGCCAAAUCCGCACUGCCCGCCCGGUGCAGGACACAGAUUCCCCAAGGCAGAUUCUGACGGUCCUGAUCAAGGACAACGGGGAGCCGUCAUUGUCCACCACUGCCACGCUGACCGUGUCGGUAACUGAGGAGUCUCCUGAGGCCCACGCAGAGUUCCCCUCUGGCUCCGCCCCUCGGGAACAAAAUAAGAAUCUCACUUUCUAUCUCCUCCUCUCCCUAAUCCUGGUCUCAGUGGGGUUCGCAGUCACGGUGCUAGGCGUGAUCAUCUUCAAAAUUUACAAGUGGAAACAGUCUAGGGACCUCUACCGAGCCCCAGUGAGCUCCCUGUAUCGCACCCCAGCGACCUCCUUGCACGUAGAUGCGGUGCGCGGAGGCAUGAUGCCACCGCACCUGUAUCAUCAGAUGUACCUGACCACAGACUCGCGCCGCAGCGACCCGCUGCUGAAGAAACCUGGGGCGGCCAGCCCUCUGGCCAGUCGCCAGAACACGCUGCGGAGCUGUGAUCCUGCAUUCUAUAGGCAGGUGCUGGGUGCCGAGAGCGCCCCUCCCGGACAGGUAAGGGAUAGCAAGUCCUCUGGGAAGCCUGUUCAGUUAGACAAAUAA
Messenger RNA from Ochotona curzoniae (black-lipped pika), 2481 nucleotides. Its product is annotated as protocadherin gamma-C3. Gene Ontology annotation, biological process: homophilic cell-cell adhesion. The record is from RefSeq and is a predicted model, not a curated record. Bases 1 to 2481 code for a protein of 826 amino acids. NCBI's taxonomy places the organism in Eukaryota, Metazoa, Chordata, Mammalia, Lagomorpha, Ochotonidae. The transcript is spliced from 2 exons. Gene Ontology annotation, molecular function: calcium ion binding. Gene Ontology annotation, cellular component: plasma membrane.